AUAGUUAGGUUAGUGGCACUAGUUAUCCCACUCCCAAGCCAUUAGCCACUCUACAGGAUCCAUUCGCCUUAUGGUCCAAAAAAAAAGAUAUGAUACCCAGCACUACUGUACUAUAUUGUUCGUUUGGCUUUGGCGGUACCAAUGCCACUGUCAUCCUUGAUGACGCUUACCAUUACCUUGAGCACAAUGGGCUGAAGGGCUUUCACCGGACUCGACCGUUACCUCUGAUAAAGAUGCCAUCUGCACCGAAUGAGUCAGAAGAUGACUUUGAAGUGCCGAGAGAUGUCUCCGUAUUGUGAGUCCCAAG
Molecule: messenger RNA, 307 nt
Organism: Aspergillus japonicus CBS 114.51
Lineage: Eukaryota; Fungi; Ascomycota; Eurotiomycetes; Eurotiales; Aspergillaceae
Exons: 1
Coding region: 90-299 (69 amino acids)
Source: RefSeq, a predicted model, not a curated record